Messenger RNA from Schistocerca nitens (vagrant locust), 1314 nucleotides. Its product is annotated as resuscitation-promoting factor RpfA-like. The transcript has 5 exons. The record is from RefSeq and is a predicted model, not a curated record. The coding region runs from base 1 to 1314 and encodes 437 amino acids. NCBI's taxonomy places the organism in Eukaryota, Metazoa, Arthropoda, Insecta, Orthoptera, Acrididae.
AUGCGGGCUACGAGGGGAGUUCAGAGCACGGGUGCCGCCGCCCGCGGCGAUCCCAGCGGCAACGUCGCGCCGUCUAAUUCUCCCGCCCUCCCCUUGUGGCCCUCGCAGCAGCAGGAGCCGCCGCCUCUCGCACAGUGGCAGUCGGACCCCAGCGCUGGGUGCCCGCUCUCCGCUCUUCCCGGCUGCAGCUGCGCUCGCUGCCGACACACGUGUUUCCAGUUAGCCGGCGCCGCGUCAGCUGGCCGCUGUCUGCGUCACCUGCUCCGCGACACUGGGAUGCUGGCUCGUCGCCCAGCGGCGGAGGAGGAGGUGACGGUCGCCAUGGCCGACGGCAACUGGACGGCGGCGGCGGAGGAGGGCCCGGUGGCGCCGGCGUGGGCGGUGUGGGCGUUCGCGGGCCCGGUGGGCGGCUUGGGCGCGCUGCUGGCCGCCUGGCUGGCGGGCUGCGCGUGGCGGCACGGCCGGUGCUCGCAGGGACGCGCGCAGCUGCUGCUGCUGGCGCAGCUCGCCGUCGCCGACGCCGCGGCGCUGCUCGCCGUCGCGCCCGCGGAGCUGCUCGUGCUCGCCGCCAGGGGCGCCUGGCCGCUCUCUGAGGCGUGGUGCUCGGCGUUCGUGGGCGGCGAGGCGCUGCUCGGCGCGGCGGCGGCCUACCUGGUGACGUGCGUGUGCGCGCACGCGCUGCUCGGCCCGGCCGCGGACAACAGCGUGGGCGCGCUGCCCGCCGCCGCCGCCUGGCUGCUGGCCGCGUCGCUGGCGGCGCCGCUAGCAUGGCAGGCGAAGGCCGUCGCCCCCAGGCCUGGGCUGCUCGCCUGCUCCCUGCAGCCGCCCCAGGAGCUGGCACAGUUAUUAGUGGGCGUGGUGCGCGUGGCGCUGCCGGCACUGCUGCUGCUGGCGUGCAGCCUGGCGGCGGCCGUGCGUCUGGUCUCGCUGCGCCGCGGACGCCAGCGCCAGGGGGCUGGCGCGGAUGGCGAGGGCGAUGCGGAAGGCGAGAGCGCUGCGACUGCGGCGCGCCUGCGGCUGGCGCUCGUACUAGCGGUGGCGCAGCUGGCGCUCGGGCUGGCGCGGCCUGCGCUGGCGGCGGUGCGCGCGCUGCUGGCGACACCCGCGGCUCUGGCACCAGCCGUCGCCUUCAGCGCGCCGCCGCUGGCUGCGGGCCCGCAGCCACUGGCCACGUUGGCACUCGCCAUGCUACACCACACUUUGCCUGCGCUGCGGCCGCUGCUCUGCUGCGCCGCCUCGCAGCAUGUGCGCGAUGCCCUCUCCUGCGGAUGCCGCGCCAAGGCCAGGAGGGUCUGCCGGCCGCUGCAGUCCUGA